Molecule: messenger RNA, 934 nt
Organism: Ilex paraguariensis (yerba mate)
Lineage: Eukaryota; Viridiplantae; Streptophyta; Magnoliopsida; Aquifoliales; Aquifoliaceae
Source: the annotation of a GenBank genome assembly
AGAAAAUUGACAAAACCGCGUCGUUUGGCAGAAGUGCAUACCAGCAAAAUCUGCUGUUCUUCCGGAAAAGCAGAGGAGCCCACCCCUGGCAAGAUUACCCUUUUCACAGUCAAACAACCCGAAACACAGAUCCAUCAUCACCUCAAGAACAACAAAAAAUACCACAACUGAGAGACACAGAGAAAUGGGUGCUGUGAUCAAGCUCGUAGACGCAAUACUCUUCUUCUUCUUCUUGCUCAUAGCUGUGGUAGCUCCACUCUUUGACGCCCAGAGUUGCCUCCCUCGAGACCUCUACCCGGAUUAUCUCGUCGACCUCAACACCUGGUAUAGCCGCGAGUACGGCGAUUACUUGAUCUCUGAGAAGCCCAACUUCUUCGUCGGCCUUGUCUGGCUCGAGCUUCUCUUCUUGUGGCCUCUUUCCAUCGCCAAUCUCUACGGCAUUGUCGCCGGAAAGUCUUGGCUUAGAACCACUAGCUUGAUCUAUGGCGUUUCCAUUUCCACUUCCAUGGUUGCCAUCCUAUCAGAAUUGAAGGGAUCCGGUAAAGCACCAGAUAAACUGUUGAUGGUGUACUACCCUUUCCUGGGUUUAUCUGUUUUAGCUAUUUUGCGUGGUCUGCUACCACGUUCUGGGAAUACUCCUGCAAUUGGCACUAGACCUGCACUGAUUAGGAAAAAGAAGGCUUGAAAGCUUUCAACUCAGCAUUAAGCGGCUCAGUGUUUGUGUUUGUUCUUUGUCAUCGAUUUCUAAAGUUUUUUUUACCCCAAUUUUGCUGUUGGAUGCUUAAGAUGAGAUUGUUUGUGAGGAAUUGUCAAUUUUGAUAAAAUUCUUUCCAAUUGCACUGUUGGUGAGAAUAAUAAUUCUGUCCAAUCAAAUGUAAGUGGCACCUAUUUGUUUGCAUGAAAAUAUUGUCACAUUUUAUUCCGUAACUUGGUG